GUGCAGUAUAAAAAGUGUCGCAGCUCCUUAAUUAUUACAGUUCAACUUCAACAGUUCAACCAACAACAACCAACAAUGGCAGCCAAGUUCUUCGCUAUUCUGUCCCUUGCGGUGGCUGCGUCAGCGCUGCCCGUGGUGCCGGUGGGCAAAGCAGUGUACGCGGAGGCGGAGCAACCCGCGCACUACGAGUUCCAAUACAACGUGCAGGACACUCACACCGGUGACGUGAAGCAGCAACACGAGGCUCGCGCCGGAGAUGCCGUCCAAGGCUCCUACUCUCUGCUGCAGCCCGACGGUCUCACUCGCAUCGUCCACUACUCCUCCGACGCUGUGAACGGCUUCAACGCCCAAGUGAGCUACGAGGGCCACGCCACAUCCGCUCCUGCCCAGCUCGCCUACGCCGCACCCGUCGCUAAAGUCGCCUACGCCGCUCCCGUCGCUAAAGUCGCCUACGCCGCUCCCGUCGCUAAAGUCGCCUACGCCGCGCCCGUCGCCAAGUAUGCAUACUCCCCGGUCGCCAACUACGCCGCACCCGUAGCCAAGUACGCCUACUCUCCGGUCGCCAGCUACGCCGCACCCGUAGCCAAGGUCGCCUACGCCGCUCCUCUUACACAAGUCUCCUUCUCCUCCCCUGCCAUCUCCUACCACCACUAGAUCGUUAUCUGUUACCAUUGAAUUGUUGAAGUUGUUCUAUUUAUUGAUAUGAUUUAACAAUUAAAAUAUUUAUUGACAUUA
This is a messenger RNA of Papilio xuthus (Asian swallowtail), 735 nucleotides long. RefSeq names its product cuticle protein-like. The record is from RefSeq and is a predicted model, not a curated record. Bases 76 to 654 code for a protein of 192 amino acids. Gene Ontology annotation, cellular component: extracellular matrix. Lineage: Eukaryota; Metazoa; Arthropoda; Insecta; Lepidoptera; Papilionidae. The transcript is spliced from 2 exons.